AUGCAAUCCCUGGAAGAGUUUCUUCAUAUCCUUUAUCAGUGGCAAUGGCUUCCCGUGUUGACUGUUCUGCUUGUCACCUACGUCACGUAUUAUUUGUUUCACGUCGUUCAAAAGCCUCGAUUGAUCGGCAAAGAAGGUCCAUUUCGAGAGUUUCUCUUGCAAAGUUGUCCGAUGGUAAACGAAUAUUAUUGGCCAACUUUUUGGUGUUUUGGAGCUCGUGCGCAAACGGUAAUUCGAGCGGUGAUCAGGUCCAAACCUUCAGUUCCCUUUAGAAGGUAUUUUUUCACUGUUUUUUCCUUAGGAAGUUAAUAAUAAUUCUUCUUGAGCCCUAGUUACCGUUCAAAUGUGCUCGUGGCGACCGCCAUAAUGUGAGUGGCGAUCAUUCAACCUUUUUUCCAGAACGUCACAUGUCGAUAAUUCCGAUAACCGAUAGAGACCGAUUGUUGUUGAUAAAAAUCGAUACUCAUCAAUCGACAAAUAUCGUAAUCAAUAAGAGUUGAUUACAAAAUGUCAAGUGAUUAUCGAUUUCUAUCGACUUUUGGUCUAAGAGUUCAUUUUUUCUUAUAUUUAUUAUCUACUGGAGGAUAAAAAGUGAUCAGAAGCUACAGUUUCAAGAUCCAUUUGCAAACUAUUACUAUUUGUUCAAAGGGUUGUGGCAUGUGUUUGAAAUGUCCCUCCAUAAAAAGAAUCAUGUUAUUUUACAGGGGAAAAGAACAUGUGGGCUUUUUCCUAGGGCUCCUUGGGUUACAUCAUGCUAAAACUCUCAGUCUCCUAUAUUAGUCAAUUGUCGUGACGUCACCCCUGGAAUUUUUGAUUGGUGAAUUUCGCACCAAACAGGUAUGAAAAGUCCUUCAGAAUACCAUAACCAACCAGGAUUAAAAUUUAAGGACUUUUUGAACAUCUAAUAAUAGCAGUGACAACAAUGACGGUAAUAACAAUGACUGUAGUGAUGAUGUGCUCGAUCUGAUCAUGAAUUUUUAUGACAACGAACGUUGAUGCUAUGUGUCACAUUUUUGUCACUGUAGGGAGACCUUGGAAACACCGGACAAAGGGAUCGUUUGCUUGGACUGGUUUGACAAUGAUGACAGCACUGUUUAUAACGAUGCUGCAACAAGACCUACUGUAUUAUUACUUCCUGGACUCACUGGUUAGUAAUUAAUUCCAAGAUGUUAAUAUCAGUAUUCAAAUUCCUUUCGAUGGCCUUCAAAAAUCUCUUACACAUAUGCCUUUCAGUUAGAAGGAGUUGUUGUUAUAAAAACAUUUAUUUUAUUUUAUGCUAUCUGUUUACAUGAGAUUUAAGUGCUGCACCAGAGGUUUUAACCAGGGUUCGUGCAGUCUUGAAAAGACCUUGAAUUUUCUUCAACUUUGAAUGUAGUGGCCUGGAAAAAGUUUUCUAAUGCUUUUUGGUUGUCCGAGACAGAAUAUAAAUCAAAGCUCAGAGAAUUGAAAGGUUAUUUACACAGAGUGCUCUAUGUUUUACGCAAUAAUUAACUAUCAAUUUCAGAGAAGUGAACUGAAAAAUGUAGAGAAGUUGGUGAAGGAAAGAGUUCAAGCCUUAAGUUUUAUUAGAUUAGAUAGGAAUGUGCAUUUUUGUACAAUCUGUGAAAUUUUAUUCCUAGUAGGUGGUCCUUGGAAAUCUAAUGUGGUCCUUGAAAAGUCUUUGAAAAAUGGUUGCAAUUUUUUGUAUGAACCCUGUUUAACUUGACCAAGAACUAAAUGAAUGGUGAAUAAUAUUGAAAAUAUGUCAUUUAUCUUGUUCAAACCAUUAUUAUUUUAGGUGGAAGUGAGACAAGCUAUAGCCGUCAUUUGGUGUUACUGGGUGAAAAGUUAGGAGUGAGGUGGGUUAGAAUGCUGGACUUGUCCAGUAAGGACAGCUGGGACACACAGAAGGAUCAAACCCUCUGUUUUUCUUGUUCUAAUGCUUAUGUUGAUGCCAUUCAUAGUGGGUUUUAGACUGCUUGCAGUCCGCCUUUUCUGUUACAAUUCGUCUUUUUCUUAUCUCAGCCUUCGCAAUUGCAAAACCACAACGUUAUGUUACAAUAGGGGAUUGGAACGAGACAAGAAAAGAUGGACUGCUGACUCUUUUGUAGUAAACAAACCCUCUGUCAGCCCAGAAACAGAGUAACCAAUUGGUUAAUUUUACAACUGUUGACAGAUCAUUGAUUGGUUCCUGCUUGACAUGAGCAUAAGGACAAGCAAAAGCCACAAAAAUGGAACUUGCUGUUACAAAACCCCCUUGUGCUUGUAUUACUAGUCAAUAUCUUGCUUAUGUUAAUGUUACUGCAGUACUACUCUGACUGCUUAUCCCCACAGGACUUUGCAUCCUUGACCUCACAGUGGAAACAGUUUCUGUCCUUGCAUUCUUUCUCUUGUUUCCAUUGUUUGGUCUUGGAUUGUUGGGAUAAAAUUGUCUCAGGAAGUAGGGACACGAGUCUUUCCCCCAGCCUGACCCCAGCCAGUUUCCAAAGUAGGGGAAUCCUAUGCCUGGCUCCAUGUCACAGUCAGGUUAUAGUGUCAGGUGCCUCUUCAAAAAUAUCCAUCACCCGCUCCCAUGACCUCACUAACCCUGAUCAGUGCCGGCAGACCAGGUACUCCACCCUGCCCACAGGUGUCCUGUAGGUUAGCAGAGGGAAGGAGUCACCGUACUUCUCUUGUAUAUAGAGGAUACCUCCACCCAGUUACCCAAAUGUUAAUGUUACAGGUCAAAUUAAUUCAGUUUCAAAGUUUUUCACCUAUUAUUCACUAUAUCCUUUCAGUCUCCUAGCCUGAGUUAUUCAUGAAUUAGGGCUAAACCUAUGUUUAAUAGAUAAUUUAAACCUGAAUAUAGUUUUGACCUUAAACAUUUUUAAAUAUUUUUUAAUAUUUUUAAUAUUUUUUCAUUACCUCUAUUUUUACAUAACAGGACAAUUGUUGCUAAUCAUAGAGGAUUUGGAGCCUCCCAGUUAAAGGUAAAUAUAAUUCAAAGGCCUGUUAGUGACUACACAAAUGUUUCAAUCAGUUUUAAUGUAACAACAACUGUCACACUGCCUUUGUAAGUCAGGUCAAACCUCUCCUUGUGGAUGAUGGUGAUAAAAGUGCAUUUUGGUAAAUUUAUGCUUACCUUUAAUUUCAGACUCCAAGGACCUUCUGUGCAGCCAAUACUGAAGACCUCAAGUUUGUUCUAUCGCAUAUUCACAGAAUCUACCCAGGAUCACCAAUAUUUGGCAUGGGAAUUUCUAUGGGAGGGUAAGACAUUCCCCAUUACAGUCAAACCUCCUGUAAGCAACCACUCAAAAUGCAAAGAGUUAGUGGUGGCAUAUGGAAGGUUAUGCUUACAAGAAUCAAACCAUAAGGGAUCGCUUCCUAGGAGAGGUCCAAACCCAACUGCUUUUUGGAUAGAAUGUAUUGUAUACUAUUUUCAGGUUACAAUACUAGUAAUAACCAAAGGUUAUUGAUUGCAGGCAACAAUGAUCGAAGAUCAAAACUGUGCUUUGCAUAAGUUUUUGACUCCAGCGCGUGUGUGCUUUUCGCGUGUGUUAAGUUUUAUUCCAUUGACAGAUAGCCAAAAAAUGCUGGCUACAUGUGAUCAGAUAACAACCUGGAGGGUGAUAGAAGCAAGUCCAUGUUGUUUCUAAAAGUUCGUCUCAUACUCUGAGUAGUGUUGUACAUACAAUGUUCAUUUUACGUUCUGUGCAUUCCAUUCAUUUUUAGUGGAAGUCCAAAUAAGUGCUGGCUACAAACAUAUGACCCAUGCGUAAUAACAACCUGGAGAUUAGGACUGUGGACUCCUCUUGUCGCCCGCAAUAAGUAAAUCCAUGUUGUUUCUAAAAGUUCUUCUCAUACUCUGAGUAGUCCUUCAGUAGUGCUCCAUUUAAAGGUAUAGAAAGCUAAUUAAAAGCUGCACAGAAAGGAAGAAGCUGAAACAUUGAGGUCUAACUAGGUAUCAAACUCGGAACCCUUCCCCCCCCCCUCCCCUCUGAGAAGGCCACACACUUACCACUGUGCUAAUCUUAAUUCGACUGUGCUAAAGAAAGAUUGAUGAAGACAAUGCGCAAGAAAAUUUCAAACCCCAGGCUACUCCCAUUUCUAGACUCACUGUUAGUACUGAAGUUGUUAACCAUUUAAGCCAUUAUAUCCACUUUUAAAUUCUUCAGGCCGACUUCCUUUCAUUUCUUUUUAUAAGAUUAGUAGGAAGAAUUUGCUUAGAGAUCAAAGCGUUUUCUUUUAGGUGAUCAUGUUAUAAAUUCUUGUUACUUUUCUCUUGAUUAUCGGUUGAUAUCUUAAGGACAAAAUUGAUUUGGGCCUGUCUUUGGAUGUAAGGGUUAAGAAAUUUUUUCAAGACUCACGUUUUGUUUUUACAGGAUGAUCCUUAUGAAUUAUUUAAAUGAAGUGGGUGACUGUGAGAGUUCAGGUCUUGUUGGAGUCAUGGCUAUUUCUACUCCGUGGAACUGUAUGGAGUCCUGUGAGUCACUGGAACAACCAAUCAACAGCUUUCUUUUUAAUCAGCACCUGACCAGGAACCUGGUGCAGAUGAUACAAAGGUACUCAACCACUCAUACGUUACAGACCUUAAGAUUCUAAGACAAGAACGACUACGAGUACGAGAGUUUCUUAAUAGUAAGUGGUGCUUGUGCGUGAGGCAGCGUCAUUCUGGCGGGAAAACGUGGUACUUCUACUAUGAGUUUUAGCCAUAGUGGAGGGAACAAAUUAUCAAAUGUUAGAAGUUUUAGCAUUUUGCAAUCCAGAGAGGGCUCAACCUUCUUCAAUAUCGAUAACAGUGCUAACUUUUCUCGUGCAAAAAAGUACAAUGAAGAAUCCCAGAGUGUCUGUCUUUUAACAAUACAUGAAAAAACUUUAAAUCAAAUCUCGUCAGACUUGUAGUCGUUCUCAUCCUCGAAUCUAAAGGUCUCUAAUUUUAGCCAGACACUCUAAGAUAAAUACCUCUGUAAGAUGGACACCUUGCUAAAACAGACAUCUAGCAUUGGUCCCUGCUUACUAGUGUGGAGCCUGGUUAACCCUUUAAGCUCUAAGAUCAAAAUCUGAAUUCUCGUUUGUUGCCCCUAUUCAUUUCCUACAGAAGUAGUGGGGAGAAGCUGAUAACAUAUCAAGCAAAUUCAUCUUGUGUGAUCAUGUGCAUAAUUCUCAUGACCACUCUGUUUUACAAAGCAUCGUGUUUACAAGGAGAAAUUUGAUGCUGAUCACUCUUAGGGCUUAAAGGGUUAAUACAGACACCAAGGGGACAUGCCUUUUUGUACGCAUUAUCCGGGUUUCUGUAUUUAGCGGGUUAUUUUUACAGAAAAUUUGAGAUUUUUCAGUGUCUGGAAACUAUCCAUUAUAUACGAGUGCCUGUUGUAAGCGGGUGUCCGUAGAGCGGGGUUCCACUGUACAUGUCUAUGUGAAUUUUCUGCAGAAGAAGUUUUCUUGUAAAUGGUCACAUCACAGGUUUUUGUUAAAAAAAAAAGUAGUACAAUAGGAAAGCACGGGUGAAGAGGUUUCGUUUGAAGUGAUCGCACCACAGGAUUUCAUUCACAGACUCAAAAGUUAGAGCUACAAACUAAAAAAAUAGUCCCAUGUGAAAGUACUGCUGAAGAGGUUUCCUUUGAAUGGCCACGCCAUAGGAUUUCAUCCAAAGACUUAAGUUUAGAUCAUAGAACAUCACUCUCCACAUAGAAGGCCCCAAGGCGGCGCGAAGGGUACCUACUAGUAUUCAACAUGGAGAGAGUUCAUUGUAUCAACAGCAUGAUACACUGAAAAAUAGCUGUUAUGUUAACGGUGUGGUGCGGCCAAAAAUAACGGCUUUGCACUAUUUAUAUGUCUCCUUUUAGUAACCUGGAGGUGUUUGAAAGUCAUUUGGGGAAUCUGCCAUUUGAUAUCCAUCAUGUAUUAAAGGUAGUGUGUUCAUUCAAUUCAAGUUUCAUACUGGUGAUUACUUACAUGUCGUCACAGUUGCUCUUCACAUAAUUCUUUUUUCAUUGACUGUACACUUAUGGGGUCUUUCAGCGCUUUUAAAAAGUAUUGAAAUAUCCUUUGGAAUAGACUCCGUGACUUAACCGAUGGGAUAAUAACUAUAGUCGAUGUUCAUUGUGAUUUGUUGGUGUCAGGUCGUUUUAGCCCGACAGCAGUUCGCCCGUAGUUAGGAUUAUUCGCCCGAUUUGUAGUUGUCGUUCUUUAAGUCUGAAAAAAGCCGGGAACAAACGUGAAAAGAUAGUGUCUGCACAUGUGGAAUCCAAACGUAACUAAAAUAACAUCUCUGUUGAUUAUGCGCACCGUGUUGUAGAUUGUUGUAUGUUAUUGGACGAAUCGACUCAAGUCCAGGCGAAACGCCAUCGGGCGAAACGACCGCGAUUCGAUUUGUUUGUUCGUUUGACGCAUACAAACGGGCUCACCCACCCUGUUUUGUGUUGCUGAUCUGGCCAUAUUCCAGCUUGUCUAGCCCGCUCUUUCCCGUUCUUUCUCGACAGUACGUUGCAGCAUGCAAUGAGAUCCUUUGUUUAGGAGCUACUUUGAGCCUCAUUAAGGGCGUCGGUGACCGGUCGUUUCGUCUACGCGCCGUUUCGCUAACGCUUAAGUCGUUUCGCUUACGGGGAAACGAAACGAUCGCCACACAUGUAUGUACUUCAUUCUUUUAGUCAUGACACGAAAAUGUCGGUCUAUUACAUAUUUAUGUAUACGUUGUUCUUUAAGCUAUUGCUAAGGCGAAAAAGUUAGGGAACUGACCUAACACGUUCGCGAAACGACUUAAGACGUUAGGGAACUGGACGUUGCCCAAACGUUGUAAGGGCGUCAUAUCGCUUCCACAGCAGUCUUCACAGUUUGAGCUGUAACAUCGUCAACGCUCUCAGUUUCUGUAAGAUGUGGCUUUUUGUAAGAUGGGGUUUUUAACCCUUUGCCUAAUCUCUUUCCUCAAUGGGCGAACGUUUAAGUAUUUUAAUCGAAUAAGGAAUAGAGUUCCAAAUUUGGGCACCGAUUCUCGUGAAAAAGGCAUACAUUUUAUCGGUUCUAGAGAACUUAACAUAAAACGAGUCGCUAGAGACAGAUCUUGUUCUGUAGUUAUGAAUCUGACUUGUUUUAACGAACUGAUUGAGUUUACUAACUGGUGCUGUCUGUCUGUUGAUAUCAUACAAUAAAUAGCUACAAUCUCUGAAAACUACCAGAUGACAAAAUAUAAAUUCAGAUAGUACGAUGACUAAACAACUGCUAGUAGACAUUCAAAAAUUCAAUUUCCAUCUUUUGGAAAAUUUUAACCCUCGGAAAAUUCGGCGUGGGAUUUUUUGUGGUCAUUUUUGCCUCUUUUCGAUCAUCCCCGUCACUUUAACUCCGGAGUAUCCCCCUGGUGAUUGCCUUAGUUUAAAUAGUUUUUCUUCGCCCGGGCUCCGCCCUCGUUUCUCGCAGCUUCGCUGAUCGCCAUUCGCGCGUGCCCUCGUUUCUCGUGCUCAUAUCCUUCCGUGUCUCAAGGGAACAAUAAGAGACUGCUCGCAGUGUAUAGUUUAACGUACACAUAGUUACAUACUAAGACAUACCGUAUGAUGUUAUAUUUGUAGGCAAGGACCAUACGCGAGUUUGAUGACAGAUUUACAUCUCCAACAUUUGGUUAUCGCAACUAUGAGGAAUACUACAGUGCUGCGACUCUUCACACCAAACCACUGCACACAAUAAGAGUACCUGUGCUGUGCUUGAAUGCCGCUGAUGAUCCGUUUUCCCCUCUGCAUGGUGAGUGAGGGCUCAUUUAACCCUUCAAGUCCCAAUAGUGACCAACAGCAAUUUUCUCCUAACGAUAUCCAUACAUUGUCAAGAGAUUAGGUUAUGAGAAUUAGUGAAAUGGUCACCAAAGAGAAAAUACCAUGAUGUUUUAUUAAAUUCUCUCAGCUAAUUCUUAAAGGAAAUGUAUGGAGAUCAGUUUGGACAAUUUGUAUGUGGAUAUUGGGGCUUAACUGGUUAAAGAGAAUUUGAAGAGAUGGAGUUAGGGAGGGGGAAGGAGGAGGAGGAGGGGGGGUGCAAGUUAUGUACGCUUUCCAUUUCUGGUCUUUGCUUUUCUCGUAAAAAGUGACAGAAACGACAGCUGGAAAUGCGUCUACGUUCGCAAGCUACUCCAUAGUACAAAACAAUAACUUUUAUAAUUAGGUGGAACAUCAUCGUCCGAGUGAGUGAAGUCCCGAAUAGGGCUGUUGUUGACAGUGACUGCCGUUUCGACAACCUCUGCGGCAGUCAUCUCCACGGUCAAAGUGAGUUGUGUCUCGUCAGUUGAUGGUAUUUAACUCUGUUUAUUGACCUGAUUGGUCAAUUAAGUUGCGAUGUUAUUGGUCGUCUGUCAGUUAAGCCGUGAUGUUAUUGGCUGUGAAGAUUGUAAAUGUGAUUUGCCACUAGUAUUCCUAUCCUUCUUUUUUCACAGUUGUAAUUGUCGUUUCACUGACACUAAAAAACAUUAAAUUGGCAAAUCUCAAUUUACCCGCAACUCAGUUUAAUAGCAAAGACAGCAUCGACCUCGGUAAUUUCUUUUGUGGAAAAUAUCGACUCUAGGAUCAGGAGGGGUUUGGGGAAUUUAAUCUAGUAUAGGGUGGCAAAAUUCAGCUGAACUAGGUCUGGAAUAAGGUAAUGGUUCGGUAUCCCAGCGGCUUGUCCCCAUCCAAACAUUCCUAAGGGACUGUAAACUAUCCACGUAAGAUCGUAAUGACAAAUUUGCUUUCUUUUUGCUCUCAUUGAACAGCGAUCCCUCUAGAUGCACUGGCCCAGAAUCCGCUGGUUGCCAUGGUACUCACGUCAUAUGGUGGUCACAUUGGCUUUGUGGAGGGCGCUGGAAUUGAAGGAACCAAUUAUAUGGAAAGACUGUUUGUUCAGUUCACCAAAGGAAUAUUUGAACUUGUCGAGAAGGGUAGACUCCACGAAGUGAUCGAAGAGGCUCACUCAUAACUUACUUGUGUAACUUAUUUAUGUAGAGCUGACACACGCGUCAAAUAUAUAGUGAGCGGAGCCCCAUGCGUAAGGAAACAUGAUAAACCGAUGGAGUUGCCAACCCUUGUGUAUAUGGGCGAACGCGCGCUUGCACAGGAAGCCCACUUUAACAUUGUGCACACAACACACCCAAAGUGUAAGAGAAGACUCUUCAAGUCCGUGUACGCCGUACAACGAGUACAGGGACUAGGCAAGGACUUAGUACGUCCCGAACUGCACUCACCUUGGCGAUAUUCAACCUACUUACGAUAUGACUCGAGUAACGUGAAAUCAGAGUAAUUAUUUUGCUUGCCUUGUAUAUCACUACAGAAGCAGAAAAUCUAGUUAUGCAAUCACGUUUGGUAUCCAGUGUUAUGUUAGCUUAUGUUUACUUCAAAUUGUUUGAUAAAUUCGCACAAAAUUCGUUAUCCAAUAGCAACUGGGUUAGGGUUAAUAAGUUAUUUCUUCUAAUAUGUUCAGUAAAUCCGCUAAACUUGCAGGUUCAAGCUUGUCGGAAAAAAUCGUAGUGUAUGUUUCCGUUUGAUGCCUCUAUUUUAGUUUUUUUAUGUAAUUAUCUUUGUUAGGAGAGAUCUCAGUUGUUAAUAUUGUUUUUACCAGUUUGUCAAAAAUAAAAUUACAAGGAAACUGAUAAAGAACGACCUUUUAAAGAC
Porites lobata is the source of this 9578-nucleotide messenger RNA. NCBI's taxonomy places the organism in Eukaryota, Metazoa, Cnidaria, Anthozoa, Scleractinia, Poritidae. The record is from the annotation of a GenBank genome assembly.